Penicillium soppii is the source of this 1536-nucleotide messenger RNA. RefSeq names its product M81 family metallopeptidase. The transcript has a single exon. Bases 1 to 1536 code for a protein of 511 amino acids. The record is from RefSeq and is a predicted model, not a curated record. NCBI's taxonomy places the organism in Eukaryota, Fungi, Ascomycota, Eurotiomycetes, Eurotiales, Aspergillaceae.
AUGAUAUUACCACAUCCAAUUAUCGCCAUCGCAGGACUCGCCUGCGAGACCUCCAGCUUCUCCCCCGCUCGGACACUCCGCGACGCCUUUCAUCCGAAACGUGGACUGGAGAUUAUUGAGAAAUAUGCAUUUUUGCAGGAUGGUAGUUCAUUGGCAGAUAUAGCGGAGUGGAAAGGAGCUCUUAUUGGCCACGCACUUCCGGGCGGGAUCGUGGUUAGAGAUGAUUUCGAACAUCUCGUCAAAGAAAUCCUGGAUCGACUGGCGGAAAUCAUCGCUUCCACCCCCAUUGACGGGUUGUGGUUCGAUAUUCAUGGAGCAAUGUGCGUGGAGGGGCUGGAUGAUGCCGAAGCCGAGCUUCUUCGCCGUAUUCGAACUGUUAUUGGCCCUGAAGUUCUGGUCUCCUCGUCUAUGGAUUUACAUGGGAAUGUGUCUAGAGAUCUGGCCCACCAGACUGACCUGAUUACCUGCUAUCGAAUGGCACCACAUGAGGACGCUUUGGAAACAAAGGAGCGCGCUUGCCGAAAUCUCGUUGAUCUUCUAAUUGCUUCAAAACAAACCGCGAAACUGACUCGACCUUUGAAAGCAUGGGUCUCAAUUCCUAUAUUGCUACCGGGGGAGCAAACCUCAACACGUAUCGAGCCCGCCAAAAGUUUAUAUUCCCUGGUUCCAGUUGUUGAAGCGAUGGAAGGGGUACUUGACGCAUCUAUUUGGGUUGGCUAUGCAUGGGCAGAUGAACCUCGAAACCAUGCAGUGGUGGUAGUCACUGGGUGGGACGAAGUUAUUGUCACCGAGCAAGCCGAGCGACUUGCCUCCAUCUUUUGGAGGUUCCACAAAGAUUUCCAUUUUGUCGCACCUACGGGCUCUCUGUCUGAAUGUCUCGACAACGCGAUUGCAUCUGACAACAGACCGUUUUUCAUAUCCGAUUCGGGAGAUAACCCAACUGCAGGAGGAUCUGGAGACGUAACUUUAAGCUUGAUCGAACUGCUGCAGCGAGCUGAGUUUCAAGAGAAGACAGGCCCGUCAGUUAUAUACGCCAGUAUCCCGGGACCCCAGGCAAUCAAGAUCAUUACCGAGGCUGGCGUUGGUGCUAGUGUCACAGUUACUGCCGGAGCACAAGUGGACAAUGUCCAUUCAGGGCCUGUGACCAUGACCGGUCGUGUAUUUUCGAUCAAACACGGGGAUCAAGAUGCUGAGAUCGAAGCAGUGUUACAAGUUGGAAGCAUUUUUGUCAUUUUGACAAAGUUGCGAAAGCCCUACCACCACGAGAGUGACUUUACCGAUCUUCAUUUGCAUCCACGGUCAAGCGAUAUUGUUAUCGUAAAGAUUGGAUAUCUAGAGCCAGAUCUAUAUGCCAUGGCUGGUGGCUGGAUGCUUGGAUUGACCACUGGUGGGGUUGAUCAAGAUUUACAACGUCUCGGGCACCACCGAAUUCACCGUCCGAUGUGGCCUUUCGACAAACCAUUCAGGGAGACUCCAAAGCUUAAGCCACAACUAAUUUCACCCUCUAACAAGCCACUCCAGGUAAAAUCGAGAUGA